AUGGCAUUGCUAGGCCUGCCAGCGGAGGAGCGCAUGGGCUCCAUGCACCGCUUCGAGCUCCGAAGUGGCAGGUCCGCCUCCUCGCCGAGCCUUUUGCAUAAGGGGCAAGCAGGGUAUCCGCGGAGUGUGGCGGUGCCUCGCCAGCCUGUGACGGCGUUUCAGGCUCGAGAGUCGGUCACGUCGGCACGAAUGGAGCCGAUGGUUCUGGCGAACCCGGUGACGACCAACGACUUGGAGGACCGGCUCCGGCGCCGCGAGCGCUGCUUCGGCACCCUCAGGGCAUCCUGGCGGGUGAAGAACUGCUUCAGUGUAUGGCGAUCCUUUGUCCAGAUGCAGAACGAAGCUGUGCGAGUGCAGCAGGACCAUGAAGCCCAGCUGAGAGCCAUCUUCGAUUUGCGAGAACUGCUCGCGCAGAAGGAGCAGGAAGUCCGGCAGCUCUCCCUGCUGGUGAGAACCGGCGAAAGAAAGCGGUCGAGCUUGGAGCGCAGUGUCCACGUCAUGCACACGGGCGCCCUGGACCUGGUGCUUCGCACGAGGGCGUUUGGUGCCUGGCGCCUUCUAAGUCUGCGUGAUCGUCUGGCCGGUGCACUGCAGCGUGUGGAGGCAGAGGCCGUGCAGCGAGAGGCCGACCUGGAGCGCCAGCUACUGCUGCAGCUCGAGGAUGCAAGCUCCAACAAUCGCCGGCUGGAGGCAGAGCUCCGGUCCUCCGAGAGGCGCCAGCGCGUCAUGGCCGAGGAGAUCGCUGCCCUGCAGCGCCAGCUUGACGAGGCGGAGGCACAGCUGCGGAAGGCACGACAGCGCCAUGCCGCCAACUCGGAUCGCCUUGCCAUGGCAGGGACGGAGCGUGAGGCGAAGGCCGCCGCGUGGGCGCUCUGGCUUCGUGCUUUGGCAGUACUGCGACGCGAGCGGCAUGAGCGUGAGGUCAUGGAGCAUCAGCAAGCCUUGAAGGAUGCUGCCGAACGCCAUCGGUUCGAGAUGGAGGAAUGGCGCCGGGAUGCCGAUGAUGACAGACACCGCAGGGAGAGCGACUGGAGGAGCCACCACGAGAAGCUAGAGAGCAGCUGGCACAAGAAGCUCAAGCAGGCGGAGGAGGAAUGGGAACGAAGGCUCCAGCAGAGACUUGCGGAGAUGGAGGCAGACUUCGAGCGGCAGCACGCGCUCUCACAGGACCAGCACCACCAAGCGAUCCGGGGCAACCAGGAUGUCUUCGACCUCGAGCUGGCCCGAGUUCAUCAAGCUCACGAGGAUCAAAGGAAGCUGCGAGAGGAGGAAGAUCGAGUGCAAGCCGAGAAGCACCAGCUCUUCUUGGAGGAACUUCAGCGACAGCAAGAUGAGGCGAAGCAGAAGCUUCUGAUGUCCUCCUUGGCUGCGCUUGGUGGACAGCGCACCCAGGGACUGCGCUCUGCUUACUUCCUGGCGUGGGCGCAGUACCUUGCGCAUGUAAAGAGGGAUCGCAGUGCAGAGGAGACAUUGCUGUCCUUGGACAGAAAGGACCAGGAGCUUCGUCAGUUGCUCGCGCAGCACGAUGCUCUCCACCAGAAGCUUCAGGAGCAAGAGGCUGCGUCCGCAAGGCAGAGGACAAGUCACCGCCAGCAGGCUCUCCGACGGAGCGACCGGCUGCUCGGAGGCCCUGGCCUCAGCCCAAAAGAGAAGCUCUGGAUCAGCCAGGUGUUGGGUGCCUGGUUGUUGGUGGCCGUGGCCAUGCGCCUGGCACGUGCUCGGGAGCUCGAGGCCAGCGAGGCCGACCAGCUCCGAGCAGAGCUGCAGCGGCUGAAAGUCGAGGGCGGCAAGGCGCUGAGGAGCCAAGCCCGAGAAACUCUGGAGACUCGACGGCGGCAGGCGUUGCUGCUUCAAAUCCUGCGUUCUUGGAUGCGAGUCGUCUGGCAGCAGCACCUUCAAGCGCACCGAAGUGAGACCGAUGAAAUGUCCAAGCUCCUUCGUUCGCGAAAGGACCUUCUGUUACAUCGCACCUGCGAAGCCUUCGGGCGCAAGCUGCGGAGGCACCUUCUUUGGACAAUGUUUCAAUCCUGGAGGAGCAGGGUGGAUGUGAGCGCAGACGCCCUUGGCAGCCGGCAAAGCUACGAGGUGAAGAUGGACCGGCUUGGACGACAGCUGCUGCUCCGGGCCAGUUCUGUCUUGCUGACCAGCAGCUUCACAGCAUGGUCCCGCACUGCCCGGCUGCUGCGAUUCGAUCGUGCAGCGCAGCAGAUGCUGUCCAAGGUGGAUUUCCUCCAGCGUUGGGGCCAAAGCCGGAGAGACCACCUCUUGGACAAGUCUGAGGAUCUGGGUCGCCUGUGCUUGGCACGGGUUGCGCUGGCGGUCUGGUCUCAGGCUUUUUGGAUCCUUGGUUUGCUGAACAACUUCUUGUGGGUGGUGCUGAACGCCGGCGCCAAUGAGAUCAACUCGGCUGGUGUUGCGCUGGUUUACCUGGUCAACGUGCUGCCGUCGCUGAUGAUGAAGUUGAGUGGUCCGUACUGGUUUCACUAUGUGAGCUACAAGUACAGAAUAUGGAUCAUUGCUCUGCUCAUGGUCCUCUGCCUCCUCCAGGUCGCCUGGGGCCAGGGUCCCUAUCAGAAGCUUCUUGGAGUCGCCAUGGCUUCCCUGGCCGCCGGCAUAGGUGAGGCCAGCCUUCUGGCCAUGUCAUCCUUCUACGAAGCCAAGCCCUGUCUGACGGCAUGGUCCUCUGGCACCGGCUUUGCUGGCAUUGCCGGCUAUGUUUGGAGCCUCCUCUUUGACUACCUGGACGCUUGCUUUCAGGUGGAGCUCAUGGUUGCUCUUUGGCUGCCGGUGGCCUUCCUCCUCGCCUUCCACUGCAUCCUGGGGCCGCCUUGGAUCGACGAGGAGCGGGGCAUCGCGAACGUGAACCUCUCCGUCCCGGAUUGCACCGUGGACAGCCCUUCGUCCAACAGCGAAGAGCUCGAGAGUGAAGAGUCGACAGUCACGGAGCACCAUGCCUCCGAGCUGGCGACAGCGAAGCUCUCUGUCAAGGAGAGAUUUUCCUACAUACUCUCACUGUGGCCGUACACAGUGCCGCUCUUCCUCGUCUACGCCGCUGAAUACACGAUCCAAGCCGGUUUCUGGGCUGCCAUGGGAUUUCCAGUGACUGAUCCCACGUCUCGCCACAAGUUCUACAAGUGGGCCAACUUCAUGUACCAGAUUGGCGUCUUCAUUUCCAGGUCAACAUUCAUCUUGAUCUGCCGCAACCGGAAAGUACUGUGGAGCGGUGGAUUUCUUCAGGUUGUGAUGGCCUUGUUCUUUGCAGCGGCGGCAUGGCAGCCUUUUGGUGACUGGUGGCUACUGGCCCCGGCCUUCUUCGUCGGGUGUCUGGGAGGCGGCGUCUAUGUCGGUGCCUUCACCCUCAUCGCGCAGGAGCAACCUCCAUCGUUUGUGGAGCUUGCGCUGUCUGCGGCAUCCGUGGCUGACACAUUCGGCAUGAUUGCGGCGGACAUCAUGGGCUUGCUUAUCCAGGGCUGCGUCUUCGGACACUUGCAGGUUUUGGAUGAGGCGCCAGAUUUUAAAUGCGGCUUUGAUAUCUGGGACUCUUUGAACAAGACGGUCUCAGCCAAGACCUACGAAGCGCGAGGUGCACAGCUGGAGAAGCAGCGCCGGACCUGGAGCUCGGAGCUCCGGCGCCGCGCCGACCGUGGCUCGAACUGCGGCUCUCGGCUGGCUGGCAAGUUCUGGACAUUGAAGAUGCGUCUCCUGGUCUUCGCCACCUUCAUGACAUGGAGGCUGCGCCUCGUGAAUGAAAGCUCAGCAAAGCUGCGCCGGACGAUGGCCGACCGCGAGGCCGCGGAGCACGCUGGAGCUUCUCGAAGCCUGCUCUUGACUGACGCCUUUCGCAGGUGGCGGCGCUUUGCCAACGCCCGGGCUGCGGAGCGUGCCGCACAGCUGAGUGCGCCAGCGCCGGGAGCUCCCGGGCGCGUGGUCUCUGUGGUCUCGGCGAUCGAGGAGCGGCGGACCCGGGUCUUGGCACUCGAGGCUUUCCACAGGUACGCUCUGGACAUCCAGAAUCCGACAUCUGUACAUGUCAUACAUGGCAUGGAGCGGCUGACAUGGUGCACGCGAAGACGUCGUGUGACAGGAGUCCUGGGCACUGCCUCCUUCGGGUUUGGCAAUUUGCAGGGCCGGCAUGUGCCUUGCUGCUUCAAGGCCCGGCUGCUUGCGCGCCGGACUGGGCCCACCGACCUGCCUGGGGAGGAAUGGUGGCCCGAUCUUGGGCGAUGCCACCUGACGGCCCAGCUUCGCAUGCACCCCGAGGACGGGCGGUUUCUCAGCUUGGACCGGCUUUGGGCGGCCAUACGGGCACGACCAGAGGCUGUUAACACCGCGACCCCAGAGGGAAAGCCGUUGACCAUCGCCGUGAAGAAAGGAUGCCGCGGUGCAGCUGAGCUUCUGCGAAACAGCGGCGGUGUUCUCACCUGUGCCGGUGCUGACCAGCUCCUUCGUGACUCAGCGGCUCGAGGCAAUGUCGAGGCCCUGCGGCUUCUCCUCUUCGAGGCCUCUGGACGACUGCGCUCCGAACCGUGGGCAAGUCCCAAUGCCAGGCCGGUAAAGCAUGGUGGAACUCCUUUAGACAUGGCUGUAAGCCGCAACCAGCAGGAGUGCGUCGAACUCCUGCUGAAAGCAGGUGGCCGACAUUCCCUUCAUCGUGCAGCCGAGCUUGCGAUGCCGGCCAUGGUCCGCGCCUGGCUUGAUGAGGGUGCAGCCGUGGAGGAGUGUGAUAGUAGUGGAGCGACGCCGCUGCUUUUGGCAGCCAAGGGUACCGGGCGCGUGGCAGAGCGAACAGAAUGCCUCGAGCUGCUGCUUCGUGCUGAUGCUAUGGUCGAUGCCCUACCCAUCACGCAGGAGACGCCGCUGAUGCAUGCGGCCGCUCGGGGCGUCUACGAGCACUGCAAACUGUUGCUUGAGGCACGCGCAGACUGCCACCGCCGAGAUCGGCGAGACCGGCAGCCCAUCGACCAUGCUGCCACAAAGGAAGUCCGGGCCUUGCUCUCUUCGGCAAUGAGCUCAUGUCGAGGUGAGUCCCAAUCCGAAGAGUGGUGGGAGCCACCGACUUCCACGCCCGCGACAUCGGCGACUCCAGGGCCCUUCGGGCCCUUCGGGCCCUCGGACACGGAUUCAUUUCCGGAUCCAUGCGCCAAUUGGUGCCAAGUGUCUCACGUGCCCCGGUCAGCACGAGCAGCCUCUGAGGCAUCGAGUUUCUGCUGUAUAGCUUCUAGUGUUUCGAAUCACAUGUUUGCACGCAUACAGGUGUGA
Molecule: messenger RNA, 5259 nt
Organism: Symbiodinium natans
Lineage: Eukaryota; Dinophyceae; Suessiales; Symbiodiniaceae
Source: the annotation of a GenBank genome assembly